Acanthochromis polyacanthus (spiny chromis) is the source of this 1548-nucleotide messenger RNA. It is a transcript of the gene ccl27a, whose product is annotated as chemokine (C-C motif) ligand 27a. The record is from RefSeq and is a predicted model, not a curated record. Gene Ontology annotation, biological process: immune response. Gene Ontology annotation, cellular component: extracellular region. Bases 101 to 388 code for a protein of 95 amino acids. NCBI's taxonomy places the organism in Eukaryota, Metazoa, Chordata, Actinopteri, Pomacentridae. The transcript is spliced from 3 exons. Gene Ontology annotation, molecular function: chemokine activity.
UUGCCACACUUGAAAGAGGGCGGGUGGGUUCACGUGUGUGGAUGCACAUUAGUAUUUAAACGACAAAGGCAGAUUUCCUCCCCACAGUUGAGCUGCAAUCAUGGACCUGAAAGUUGUGCUUGUGAUUGUCUGUCUCUAUGCUUUGGCCAUCACGUUCACCGAAGGCAUCCCAAAAUGCUGCAUCAGAACAAAGAAGAGCGUCUCAACAAAGACGCUGAUGAAAGUUGAAAGGUUCGAGAUGCAGACCAGCAGCGGUGCCUGUGACAUCCCUGCACUGGUACUGUACAUAAAAAAUCAAAAGAAUCCCAUUUGUGCUCCUCCCAAGAUGAAGACACGUGUGAUGGUAUAUUGGCACAGGAUGAAACAGAGCAGACAGAAAUCAGAAUGAAACACCUCUUCUCCAUAUACCAGUGUAUCCCGUUUCCAAGUGGGGUUCAAUUUUCAUGUUUUUAAAACAACUGAUCUACUUUUCUAACUCUGUAAGGGGAAAGUAACGUUACUUUAAAGUACUUUUUAUGGACAAAAUUAUAUGAUUCUGUUAAAAUCAACUGUCUGAAACACUGUUUACAUGUUAUGGCAUCAAUAAUUACUAAUACUUCUACCUAAAUGUAUUUUUCAACGAGGUUUUUGGGUUUAAUGGGUUAUUUUAUAAUGCAGUAUGCCAGUAUUGCUUGCAGUAAUGAUGUGAAUGUACUUCAACUGUAAUACAAUCCAAAAAAAGAGAGAAAUCCUCUGUAAAUUGUGAUUCAUGUGUUGUUUUACCUUGUUUUGUUUUUUUGUGCUCCUGUAGAUGUCUUAGCUAUCGGCAGAGAAAAGCUUUGACAGAAACUAAUGUUGGCAAACAAUAUUCAGACAUUUCAGAAAUAAAGAAAAGUUUUUUUAAAAAAAAAAGUAGACAUCAAGGACAUUCAUUAGUGUUGGUUGCUUUCUGAUGAGAGCAAGAAAUUCAGUCAGAAUUCAAGCAAAAUUACUGAAUCUAAUUUAUAUCUAGCUAUAAGAAAUACUGGAACGUUUACAUCUAGUCAUAUGGAGACAGUGAUCUUUGACAUAAACUAUUUGUGAUCAACUGAUGAAAAAGAAAAUUAACUUUAUAUGUACUCGAGGAAUCUUAUAAAACACUGUUGGUACACUGUUGAAUGUUUAUAAAAGUGAAAGUAAAAUGGACUUCCCUUGUUCCAUCUUGCCCUCUGAUGAUCAAAAGCCAGAGCCUGCUCUCUCCUUUGUCAUGACUAAUCCCACAGAGACAAGCUGCCACACAUAGCCUGUAAAACCUUUCGCAAUGCUUCACUGAGCUCUUUAAUUUGAUUGAUUCGGUAGCAAUCCACAUUGACUGAUUUGUUUGAAAAGCUAAGACAAAGAGCCGGAAAAACUUUAAACCCCUGUAAAUGUCACCGAAGAUCUUCUUUGUGUGUUUCUGAUGGAUAAUGUUUUGAGUUUGGUCAUUUUCCUUUUAUAUUUAAAGCGAAAUAUUGUACUCAAACACAUUUCAAGCAUCUUUUUUGAUUCUGACAAAGUGAAUAUAUAAAUAAAAUCCAAUAUAUUAUCACA